This is a messenger RNA of Dichomitus squalens LYAD-421 SS1, 1104 nucleotides long. RefSeq lists its product as uncharacterized. The record is from RefSeq and is a predicted model, not a curated record. The coding region runs from base 1 to 1104 and encodes 367 amino acids. NCBI's taxonomy places the organism in Eukaryota, Fungi, Basidiomycota, Agaricomycetes, Polyporales, Polyporaceae. The transcript is spliced from 3 exons.
AUGCCCGAUUGCCUACGCUCCGGCGCGCCCCCUCCGACCCGUACGCGCCCCUCUCCCCGCUCUCCCAGCCCCACCCCCCGCUCCCCGAGCCCCGUCGACGAGAACGAACCCCCGUUCACCAUGGUUGUCGACCCCACGUCGCCACUGGAGUGGCCGACCUCAACUGUCCGAACGGUCCUCGGCACCAUCAGCGGAGGUGACCUCACCGACACCACCGACCCCGACGCCCUACCCCGCACCCCCCCCUACCCCACCCCUGCUCUGGGCCCCGCCACUGUCCACUAUCGGAUGCCCCUCCUCGGCUAUCCAGCAUACGGAGGGGCCCUCCUCUACGACGAGCGACUCCCGGACGGCUGGCAGAUCGGGCCAGACGAACCCCGUCACGUCAGCGGACACCCUUGGGAGUGGCGUAUCUCGGGCCACCUCAACGGGACGGCUCUCCUUGAGGUCCAGCUCCGGAGCUACGCCUGGGACGAGCGGUGGGAGCAAAUCCCUGGCGUCGACAACGCCUACCUCAUCGGCGUCUUGAGCGACAACCUCCACCCCAGUGGACGGUUCACGGAGACCCAAUAUCUCGGGUUCCUUCGGGCGAUGAUCCAGGCACGCGACCCCGCCGCCCGCGUCACCGACCACGACUACCGGAACGGACGCGCCGUGCGGCUCUACGACAACAUGUCGGCGCACGACGUCCAUCGCAGCCUAUGGGGGAACUUCUACGACGACGAGAUCCUCGAUGUCUCCGACUACGGCGACUCUCCUCCACCCACCCCUGCCACACCCGCCGCACCCAUCGAGGACGUCCUCCGUGCUCGCAGCCCCUCCCCCGUAUCGCCGCCUGCUGUCGUCCAUGACGCCCCCUUUGACGCCAACCCUUUCCGCCCUGUCCGCCCCGCCCCUGCUAACCCUUCGUCCCGUUCACCAUCGCCCCCCGCCACCUCCUCACCCAUCGCACCGUCACCGUCCCGCACAAUCACCUUCAUUGCUGGAGGCUACUUCAGCCCGGACAACCCUGGCUUGCGCAUCGGGCUCUGGUACCCACCCGCGCCUUCGUCACCACUCACGGAGCCGGACUUGGAGUUGAACGAUCGGGACGAUCGUGCUUAG